This is a messenger RNA of Stereum hirsutum FP-91666 SS1, 3399 nucleotides long. Its product is annotated as acetyl-CoA synthetase-like protein. The record is from RefSeq and is a predicted model, not a curated record. The coding region runs from base 1 to 3399 and encodes 1132 amino acids. Lineage: Eukaryota; Fungi; Basidiomycota; Agaricomycetes; Russulales; Stereaceae. The transcript is spliced from 19 exons.
AUGACUUCCGAGCCCAAGCUCUUUGACUUGAAUACCCUGACUUCACCUCCUACCACUGCGCAUGGUCACAACAGCUCCACGUUCCAUCCUCCGCCCAUCGUAGGGACGUUAUGCGUCCCCGAGCUCUUCGAGUAUCAUGCACAACACAGUCCGGAGCACCCAUUGUUUGUGUACGCAGAUAGUACCGCUCGAUCUCUCGACGGUAACGACGGUCAUACCGGUGAUUCGGACGCCCAAUUAAGGACCAUCAAGUACCCCGAGGCUUGGCGUAUGAUUCUCAGAGCUGCCAGGAUCGUCAAAGGCCACUACGCACGGUUCGAGGACAAGUAUGCGCUGCAGGAUCGAAGUCUUGGAGUCUACGGCAUGCCACAAGAUGUUCCGCCUGCUAUCGGAAUACUAGCAAACGCAGACUCGAUCAGUUUCUUCUGCACCAUCGUUGGCACCAUGCGCCUCGGACUCACCCCCUUCCCGCUCUCGGUCCGAAACUCACCUGUCGCCGUAGCGCACCUGAUCAAGAAGACGCAACUCCUUCAGGUUUUUGUUUCUCCGGACCCGGCCAUGCAGAGGCUCGUGGCAGAGGCUAGGGAUAUUUUAAAGAGGGAUGGUCUCGACAUUGAGGUCAUGGAUAUGAUCCGGUUCGAAGACUUGCAGGAUAAGCUUGAAGGUACUGGGGUCGAUGAUGUGGCGAGGCUGACGGAGGAGCUGAAGCUCCAGAAGGUCAAUAUGAACGAUACAGCGGUUAUAAUACAUUCUUCUGGGACGACAUCGUUUCCCAAGGCCGUCUACCUCUCCCAUAGGGUGAUAGCGCAGUCAUGGUGCAAGGACCCAUUGUACUGGCAGCGCGAUAUGUGCGGUACCAUAAUGACUCUGCAAGCAUGCCCUCUUUACCACGGCAUGGGAAUGGUCAGCAUCUUUUGGACUUGCGUGUCUGGCUUGAUCAUGGCCGUCUUCAAGCCUGCGUCUCCACCGACCAUCGCCACUCCGGAAGCGUUCAUGGCGGAUAUUAUCCGAACGAAAAGCGAGGUCGUGUUUUCCGUGCCUUCAUUCAUCGAGGCUUGGGCGCAAGACCUUUCAAAUUUCAAGGCCAUGAAGUCAGUGCACACGAUCACCUAUGGGGGAGCUCCCAUGGAGAAAUCCGUCGGUGACGAGAUCGUCAAGCUUGGGCUUGACCUGUACUCUAUCUUCGGAUUGACGGAAGCGGGUUUCGUCAACAUAUGUUUUCCGUCAGAGCAUUCCAACCUCGAUACCUGGGAAUGGUUCGAAUUCUCGUCGCGCGUACAGAUAGAGCUUUUGCCGCAGGAAGAAGACCAAGAGGGCGCCGGCGACUUGUUCGAGCUUUGUUUCAUUGACACCCCUGGUAGCGGAUUGGCUGUGACGAAUGCUUCGUCGGGUAACGGGAGACCUAUGUACAGGACCUUUGAUAUUGUACAGCGGCACCCGACUUACCCACAGAAGUGGAGGAUCUAUGGUCGGGCGGAUGAUCAGAUAAUGCUGUCCACUGGCGAGAAGACUAAUCCCGGACCACUCGAGUCGAUCCUAGUACGGGAUCCUCACGUAGCAGCAGCUAUCAUGUUUGGCAGAGGACAGAUCCAGAACGGCGUCUUGGUACAUCCAAAGCCAGAACACGUCUUCGAUCCGACAGACGAGAAGAAGCUUAUAGAAUUCCGGAACCUGAUUUGGCCUACUGUCGAGAAGAUGAACGAGUUCGCACCGGCGCAUUCCAAACUAUUCAAGGAGAUGAUCAUUGUCUCUACGCCAUCGAAGCCAUUUGAGUAUAAUUCCAAGGGCAACCCUAGGCGCCACUUCCUGAUCAACGAGUACGAACCAGAAAUACAGGCUUUAUACGCCACAGUCAAGGAAUUAUCCCAGCCGGACAUCGCUGCACCUGAGGAGUGGGACGAAGAAUCCGUAUUAUUAUUCGUGAGCCGCGUAGUGACCAAGGUGAUGGAGAUUGAGAUAGCGGAUAGUGCGGAUUUAUUCCUAGAGGGAUGUGACAGUCUGAAAGCAACGUAUAUUCGCAACGCUAUCAUGCACGCCGUUCGACAGCCUCUGGCACAAGCUGGCUCUCGCGCUCGACUUCCAAACAACUUUGUCUAUACCAACCCGACCAUCUCCGCCCUCUCCUCCUUCAUCGUGGCUCUCUUUGGUACUGACAGCGAGCAGGACUCGGGUCAGAAAAGCGAACGCGAAGCAAAGGGUAUGCUCGCCAUGGUCGAGAAGUAUAGUGCUGAGUUUCCCGUGCACAAACCUCAUGGCGCACCAGCCGCGAAGACGGUCGACGAAAUCGUGCUAGUCUCGGGGACCUCUGGACGACUUGGUGCUCAUCUUUUGGCACAGUUACUUACGAGGCCUUCGGUAGUAAGGGUGUAUGCUGUGAACCGCCCGUCUCGGGAGGGUGCCUUGCAGAGGCAGAGGAGCGUCUUCGAGAAUUGGGAGUUGGAUACGAAGUUGCUUGAGUGCGGAAAAAUGGUACUACUCGAGGCUGAUUUUAGUAAGCCUGAUUUCGGUGUUGGGAAAGAUAUGUAUUGCGAGAUCCGCGAUUCUGUUACAAGCAUCAUCCAUAAUGCCUGGCGCGUCGACUUCAACGUGGCCUUGUCUGGAUUCGAGCCUCUCAUAAGCGGUGUACGGAACUUGAUCGACCUAUCUCUCAACUCACCCCGCCCUUCUCCGCCUCCCAUCGUAUUCACCAGCUCCAUCUCUGUUAUCAUAGGUUCUCCAAUCGUCCCAGUUCCCGAAAUACCUUUCACAGACCCGCAGAUAGCCAAUUUCUCUGGAUAUAGUCGGAGUAAAUGGGUGGUCGAGACUCUUCUUUUGAAGGCAAAGCAAGAGCGCGCUUUGUGCGUGAACGUGGUCCGCGUUGGACAGAUGUCGGGUGAUACGAAGAUCGGAGGAUGGAACGAGAAGGAAUGGGUACCCGUCAUGUUGCGAGGUUCCCAGACGUUGGGUGAUGUCCCCGAUCGACCUGAGGACACCAUGUCGUGGAUCCCCGUCGAUACAGCCGCUUCAGCUCUCAUCGACUUCAUCGGGAGCCCCGAAUCCGUCCUACACCUCGUUCAUCCAUACCCAGUCCCAUGGGCCGUCCUUUCUUCAACGGCUUCCGAACUCCUCAAAGUCCCCAUCGUGCCCUUCAGCGAGUGGAUGUCCACGCUUCGCGAUGCCGCCACACAAGACCAGAGUUCAACCGGUGGUGAAUCGCAGGCUCAGAAGCUAGUUGAAAAUCCAGCACUGAAGAUCUUUGACUUUUUCGAGAAAGGGAUGGCGGAGAUUAGCGAGCUUGCGAUCGCGACGGACAAGGCGGUUGAGGCGUCGAGGAGUUUGAAGGAGGCUCGGGUACUGAGGAGGGAGGAUGUGGAGAGGUGGGUGGGUUAUUGGAGGAAGAUCGGGUUUUUGAAGGAUUGA